Messenger RNA from Solanum pennellii, 562 nucleotides. RefSeq names its product defensin-like protein 19. Gene Ontology annotation, biological process: defense response. The coding region runs from base 26 to 289 and encodes 87 amino acids. The transcript has 2 exons. The record is from RefSeq and is a predicted model, not a curated record. NCBI's taxonomy places the organism in Eukaryota, Viridiplantae, Streptophyta, Magnoliopsida, Solanales, Solanaceae.
AAGAAAUCAACAGAAAAUAAGAAUUAUGGCAAAGUACACUACUUUUCUCGCUCUCCUCCUUUGCCUCUUCCUUGUUGCUGCAACUGAAAUACAAAUGGCAGAAGGAAAAUAUUGUUGGAAAAAAAGUGUCAAGUGGAAUGGGCCUUGUCAAUACUCUUACAAAUGUAGUCAUCAUUGCAAGUACUACUAUGGAGCUAAAUAUGGUAUUUGUAAGAAGUACAAACCAUGGGGUCACAAAUAUUACUGGGCAAAAUAUGCUUGCUACUGCUACUCACCUUGCCACUACUAAGAAUAUUUCAGUAUCUCAUGGCUUGGUUUUGACUAUGUAAACAAAUAAUUAAGAAACCUAUUUUAUGUGUGUAACAAUGUAAUAAGGAUGAUUUAUGUGUGCAACUAUUUUGCCCAAGCUUUGCUUGAUGAAUAAAUGUAUUGUGUUGUAUCCAAUUAUUCUCAAAAUUGACCUAUAGCUCACUUAUGUCUGUGAAAAACGUGUGUGGAAUUGGAAUUCCUAAUGAAACUUGGUUUGGUUUUGGACAAUAAAGUGUAGAAGAUUUAAAUUUGA